Melanotaenia boesemani (Boeseman's rainbowfish) is the source of this 1694-nucleotide messenger RNA. RefSeq names its product proteasome 26S subunit, non-ATPase 12 (gene psmd12). Lineage: Eukaryota; Metazoa; Chordata; Actinopteri; Atheriniformes; Melanotaeniidae. The transcript is spliced from 11 exons. Bases 107 to 1477 code for a protein of 456 amino acids. Gene Ontology annotation, cellular component: cytoplasm; nuclear proteasome complex; proteasome regulatory particle, lid subcomplex. The record is from RefSeq and is a predicted model, not a curated record.
UGAUUGGUCACAAUUCAGCUUCGUUCAUUUGACAAGCCAAACAGUGCUAGGUUGUGGCUUGUCGUAAGUGAUAACAAGAUCUGUGCAUUAUUUUUACUCCACAACGAUGUCCGAGGAACGAUCUGAAAGAUCUGAUGGAAGGAUUGUGAAGAUGGAGGUCGACUACAGUUCCACUGUAGAUCAGCGUCUCCCAGAAUGUGAAAAAAUGGCUAAAGAGGGGAAGUUACAGGAGGCCGUCGAGAGCUUGUUGUCAUUGGAGAAGCAAACCAGAACAGCAUCAGACAUGGUGUCCACAUCCAGAAUCCUUGUGGCUGUGGUCCAAAUGUGCUAUGAAGCCAAGGACUGGGAUGCCCUGAAUGAAAACAUCAUGUUGCUUACCAAAAGGAGGAGCCAGCUCAAACAGGCUGUUGCCAAAAUGGUGCAAGAAUGUUACAAGUAUGUGGAUGCUGUGACAGAUCUUACCAUCAAGCUGAGACUGAUUGACACACUUCGCACUGUGACUGCUGGCAAGAUCUAUGUAGAGAUUGAGCGUGCUAGGCUAACAAAGACCCUCGCCAAUAUCAAGGAGCAGAAUGGAGAAGUCAAAGAGGCAGCCUCCAUUCUUCAGGAACUGCAGGUGGAGACAUAUGGCUCCAUGGAGAAAAAGGAGAAGGUGGAGUUUAUCUUGGAACAGAUGAGACUUUGCAUUGCUGUCAAGGAUUACAUUCGCACCCAGAUUAUCAGCAAGAAAAUAAACACCAAAUUCUUUCAAGAGGAGGGCACUGAGGAGUUGAAGUUGAAGUAUUACAACCUGAUGAUUCAGGUGGACCAGCAUGAGGGCUCCUACUUGUCCAUAUGCAAGCACUACCGGGCGAUUUACGACACCCCAUGCAUCUUGGAGGAUAGUAGCAAGUGGCAGCAGGCCUUGAAGAGUGUGGUGCUCUAUGUGAUCCUCUCUCCUUACGACAACGAGCAGUCGGACCUUGUGCACAGAAUCAGUGCAGACAAGAAACUGGAGGAAAUCCCUAAAUACAAGGACCUUUUAAAGCAGUUCACAACUAUGGAGUUGAUGCGCUGGGCUUCGUUGGUGGAGGACUAUGGGAAGGAGUUGAGAGAGGGAUCACCUGACAGCCCUGCAACCGAUGUCUUCUCCUAUUCAGAGGAAGCAGAGAAAAGGUGGAAGGACUUGAAGAACAGAGUGGUGGAGCAUAACAUCAGAAUAAUGGCUAAAUAUUACACCAGAAUCACAAUGAAGAGGAUGGCAGCACUGCUUGACCUUUCUGUUGAUGAAUCAGAAGAGUUCCUCUCCAGCCUAGUUGUGAACAAAACCAUCUAUGCCAAGGUUGACCGGCUGGCUGGCAUCAUCAACUUUCAGAGGCCCAAAGACCCCAAUGACCUGCUGAACGACUGGUCGCACAAACUCAACUCUCUUAUGUCUCUGGUCAACAAGACCACACAUCUUAUUGCCAAGGAGGAGAUGAUCCACAACCUGCAGUGACACAAGAACAGAGUUUAUUAUUUUAUGUUUUGAUUCGUAUUUGUUUUUUUUGGGGGCGUGCUUUUCAGUAUAUGUUGUAUUAGCAAAAUUUCACUGCAACCUAACUGCAGUGUCAUGUGGUUGGAAAAACAUUGUCAACCACAAUUAGUACCCCAAAAUUUUUUUUUUUCUUUUUUACUGUCCAUUAAAGCAUUGACAAUAAAUACAUAAGUACCUC